Amphimedon queenslandica is the source of this 1731-nucleotide messenger RNA. Its product is annotated as histone-lysine N-methyltransferase 2B-like. Gene Ontology annotation, molecular function: structural constituent of nuclear pore. Gene Ontology annotation, biological process: mRNA export from nucleus. Gene Ontology annotation, cellular component: nuclear pore. Bases 1 to 1731 code for a protein of 576 amino acids. The transcript is spliced from 9 exons. The record is from RefSeq and is a predicted model, not a curated record. Lineage: Eukaryota; Metazoa; Porifera; Demospongiae; Haplosclerida; Niphatidae.
AUGGACGGGGAGCAAUUUAAUGAGCUAGAUCGGCUCAUUAAAAUCACUGAGUUUGAAAACAAGGUCCAAGACAAAGCAAUCUACAAUGAGAGAGAGAUGAUAGCAGCUUAUGAAAAAGAGAUAAAUCAACUUAACAAAGACAUAGAAAGAAUGGAAAAAGAAAUGGCAAGAAAUGACGAGCUCUCGCUCAAAUAUUUACGCAAAAUCGGACAAUCCAAAGAAAACUACGAAAGCUUAAAAAAGACGUCAGUGGUCUUGGAUGAUCACUUGGAAGCUUUGGGUAAGAAGGCUGCGGAAGCAAAGCAGGAGGCAGCAGAGAGAAGAGAGAAGAUGAGACAUGCUAUAGAGUAUUAUACCUUGAAAUGGGAGGAGUACAAGAAGAAAUAUGAAUCUACUAAGCUGGGAAAGGCCUAUGUGGCUGUAUGCAAGGAAGUCAAGGACCUUGAGAAAGAACUGGAGGAACUGGAUAAAGAGCUGGAAGAAGCUCGGAAAGCACUACGGAAAAAAAAUCCUAUUGAAAAGAUUAAGCCUUGGAUUAUUGAAUUUGCUGAGCUUGGUCUAAUGGCAGAACAAUCGUCUGCUGAAGUGAAAGAAUUGGAUAUAAUUAAUGAGUCACUUUCGUCCAAAAUUGAUCAAAUGAAACUAGAAAUUGAUGAUGCUACUGCAAAGAUCCAAGAAGCAUCUACUAAGUCAUCUAAUAAUGCUUCAAAUUUAAUCCAUCCUCCUCCUUCCCCUUUUGUCGGACCUGGUGAUGGUCAAAUUUCAACCAGCAAGAGGCCAAGGAUAGAUCCCACAAUUACGACCUCAUGGGCAAGCAAAUUGAAAACUUUUGCUGGGGGGCCGUCUGUUCAUGUCAAUAAUCCCAGACCAAGUUCUACCGGCAAUAAUCCUGGUUCCAAGCCUGAUUCUGGACCCCCUGGUCCCAGACCUCUUGCCAAUGUUCUAAAACCUGUUUCUACUUUUAGUAAUCCCUUGACUGCUAAGCUUACAACAGUGUCCAGACCCAGCGUCAAUAUUGGAUCACCAUUGAUGACGAGACCCAUAAUGUGUCCCAGACCCCCUUCCAUACAAAAUCCUUUGUCAGUCUCCAAACCUCCUUCAAUAGAAACACCUCCAAUGACUUCCAGACCCCUUACUUUAGAAAUCCCCCUUGUGGUUUCAAACUCUAAUCCAAUUAUUGCCAAUCCUUCUAGCAUUGCCAAUAAUCCGAGCCUUCUUUCCAGGCCCCUUGCAGUCAACACACCACUUUCCAGACCCUCUACCAUGGAAAUUCCAGUGUCCAGACCCCUUGGAGUUGAAUUACCAGUGUCCAGACCCCGUAGAGUUGAAUUACCAGUGUCGAGACCCCUUGGAGUUGAUAAUACCGUGUCCAGACCCCUUGGAGUUGAUAAUACUGUGUCCAGACCCCUUGGAGUUGAUAAUACCGUGUCCAGACCCCUUGUUAGCUCAAGCGAAAUUGAACCAGAAAUGUCUAUGGAAACAUUGGAGCCAAUUGGUUCAAUGGAAAUUCCACAAGGGCAGGAAAGUGGCUUAAAUUUCUAUUAUGGUGAAAUGCAGCAGGAAGGACUACCUCAAGAAGGAGAGGAAGAGGGACUGAGGGAGGAUGAUUAUAAUGUAGGAGGAUUAGGAGGAUUAGGAGGAGGCGGUUUUAUGAGUGAUUUGUUUAAUGAAGCAGCUGCUAACACUGUACCAUCUUGUGAAUUAUUUUCUUCAGUAAGUAUAUAUUUAUAA